GGAGAACCGGAGCCAAAGCCUUGGUGGUCACGUUGGUUUUGACAGCCUUCCUGAUCAAUUAGUCAGCAAAUCUGUAUCACAAGGAUUCGGUUUCAACAUACUGUGUGUGGGGGAGACAGGCAUAGGCAAAUCGACGCUGAUGAACACACUAUUCAACACCAUGUUUGAGACCGAAGAGGCUACGCACCAUGAACCCGGGGUCCGUUUAAAGCCGCAGAGCUACUGCUUGAAGGAGACUAAUGUGGAUCUUAAACUGACCAUCAUCAACACAGUGGGAUUUGGUGACCAAGUUAACAAAGAGGAAAGCUACAAGCCAGUGGUCGACUACAUUGACACGCAGUUUGAGAGUUACCUGCAGGAGGAACUGAAGAUCAGACGCUCUCUACACGACUUCCACGACACACGAAUCCACGCCUGCCUGUACUUCAUUGUCCCCACUGGCCACUGCCUCAAAUCACUGGAUUUGGUCACCAUGAAAAAACUCGACAGCAAGGUAAAUAUUAUCCCCAUCGUAGCCAAGGCAGACACCAUUUCGAAAAGCGAGUUGCAUAAAUUUAAGAUCAAGAUAAUGAGUGAACUGGUCAGCAAUGGUGUUCAGAUCUACCAGUUCCCAACUGAUGAUGAGGCCGUAGCAGAGAUCAACUCUACGAUGAACGCACAUCUCCCGUUUGCAGUUGUCGGCAGCAUGGACGAGGCUAAAGUGGGAAGCAAGAUGGUGAAAGCUCGUCAGUAUCCCUGGGGCAUUGUGCAGGUUGAGAAUGAGAAUCAUUGUGACUUUGUGAAGCUGCGUGAGAUGCUGAUUCGUGUGAACAUGGAGGACUUGCGGGAACAGACUCACACACGACACUACGAGCUGUACCGGCGCUGCAAGCUGGAGGAGAUGGGCUUCAAGGACACAGACCCUGACAGCAAACCAUUCAGCCUGCAGGAGACCUACGAAGCCAAGAGGAAUGAAUUUAUGAGUGAACUGCAGAAAAAGGAGGAGGAGAUGAGGCAGAUGUUUGUGGCCCGGGUGAAGGAAACCGAGAUGGAUUUGAAGGAGAAGGAAAAGGAGCUCCACGACCAGUUUGAUCAGCUGAAGAAAACACACCAGGAGGAGAAGAGGAGGCUGGAGGAGAAGCGGAGGGACUUGGAGGAGGAGAUGAACGCCUUUAACCAGCGGAGAAUGGCUGCCCAAACGCUGCAGGGACAUUCCUUCCUGGCCACCGGGCAGCAGCCCCUCAAGAAAGACAAGGACAGAAAAAACAGGGUGGCAGUGACGGUAAACCAAUCGGGGGUAAGUCUCUCCACCUCCAAGCUGAUGAUGGCCAAGGCCAGCGUGGAGCCGCUGAACUGCAGCAACUGGUGGCAGGCGGUGCAGUGUUGCAGCUGCCUGGUCAAGAGUGCGGCGUGGAGAGAGGGCUUCAUCUGAGGCCAGCGGUCAAGGAGAUGGGGCUGGCCGGACAUCACCAUGGCAUGGAACUGGAACGAUGGAAACCAAGGUUUAGGUUCGUCCCUGGGCACCGAUACUACAAACAGCCUGAAUUUGUCACCAACCCCCCCCCUCCCCACCCGGGCACCUGCAAGACAAAUCUAACCAGGUUUAUACCCAAGUAUCCCUUGAGCGCGGAGGACCGCAACCAAACGACGUCUGUGGUCUCGAGACCAAUCUGCGGAAAUUUGAGUCCCCUGCCGAUGGGAACCUCCAGUAUCCAACGCCAGAAGGGGUUGCAACGAAUGAUGGGGCGCCCGUGAGAUGGCGGCGAGGCAGGCGUGGGCGGGGAGCAGCGCGCGGCGGGGAUCUGAAGGAAUGUUGGAGCAGUGUUAUUCAUUCACGAAGGCUAGCGAGUGGCACUAAAGGAACGGGAAGAGAACGACCCCCCCCCUCCGCAAAAGGCAAGGUCUGGCCUCGCAAGAGAAGUCGGCAAGAUGAAGGCGGAAAGGAGAAGAUGGAUGGUGGAGGUUCCAACACGUCCGUGCCCGUUGAAUCACCGCGUCUCGGUACACGUGACAAUAAACUAAGCCGAAUCAUUACAAAACCACCUGAUCCAGGUGUCCAAAAUAAAAAAGAUGAGAUGGUUAAAAUUGCACAAAGCCGUGCUGUUUCCAGUGAGUCUGUGGUGGCUGCGUUAUACUGUCCAGUGCAUGUGCACGAGUUACGCCCCGACCCCUCCUUCCCAGCGCCUCUGCAGAC
Molecule: messenger RNA, 2173 nt
Organism: Amblyraja radiata (thorny skate)
Lineage: Eukaryota; Metazoa; Chordata; Chondrichthyes; Rajiformes; Rajidae
Product: septin-8-B
Exons: 9
Coding region: 140-1411 (423 amino acids)
Molecular function (GO): GTP binding
Source: RefSeq, a predicted model, not a curated record